AACAUGUCUUCCAACGAUAUCAUUUUUAGAAUAAUAUCUCUCACGAUGUCUCUGGCGAUCUUCUUAGAUCGGUCUUACCCGACCGCCAUUUCAGCGAGUGGCCUAUUUUAUCUUUGCUCUUACUCUUUCGUUCUUAAGUUCAACUCAUAGGAUACCUAUUCUGUCGCACACUUUUUGCUGGUUGCAAGGUCAUCGAAUUUCUAGCGAUAGCACGAUUUAAACUUUUGGAAAGAUACUAGGUAGGUACCCAGGCUGCCAGAAAACAAGAGUCAAGAUGGCUACCAACGAGAGCUUACCAGAAUCCAACGUGGAUGUACUCAUCAUUGGUGCCGGGCCCGCGGGGUUGAUGUCCGCUUCCUGGAUGGCUCAUUGCGGUGUCACAACCCGUAUCAUUGAUAAGAGAAACAACAAGAUAUACUGCGGUCAAGCAGACGGACUGCAAUGUCGCAGUUUAGAAAUAUUCGAUAGUCUAGGAUUUGCAGACCGGGCAUGGAAAGAGGCGAAUCAUAUGAUCGAGAUAUGCAUGUGGAACCCUGGACCUGACGGUAUUAUUCGUCGUUCAGACCGCAUCCCAGACACCAUCGUAGGGCUUUCCCGGUUCCAGCAAAGUGUUAUCCACCAGGGACGAGUUGAGCGAUUCUUCCUUGAUAAUAUCAAAAAGUACUCAAAGAACACGAUCCAGGUCGAACGUGGGGUUCUCCCUGAGUCUCUGGAAAUUGAUGAACCAAAAGUUGAGGAUGAGUCUGCUUAUCCAGUCACCGUGAAAUUACGCCACCUCACCGAGGAAGAAGCUACCCCUGAGCAGCAAGUCAAUGGAAGCAAGGUUGCAGACGGCAUUUUCCGAAGUAACCUGAUCCAGGAAGAUGAUGAAGAUGACUUGAUUCAGAAGAGCAAGUUAAGGGAAGGAACAGGCGAGAUUGUCCAUGCUAAAUAUGUCAUUGGAUGCGAUGGUGCACGUAGUUGGACUCGCCGAGCACUGGGUUUCGAUUUGCAAGGAGAGGCAACCGAUUUCAUUUGGGGUGUUCUGGAUAUUAUCCCAAUCACAGACUUUCCCGACAUUCGAAUGCGAUGUGCGAUCCACUCUGCCGAGAUUGGUAGCUUGAUGGUUAUCCCACGAGAGAACAAGAUGGUGCGGUUGUAUAUUCAACUGAAGGAGGUUACCCCUGAUGCCUCCGGUCGCGCCGAUCGAUCUAAGAUCACCCCUGGAUCCAUUCUGAAUGCCGCGCAGAAGAUUCUAAGUCCCUACCGAAUCGACUACGAAUACUGUGAUUGGUGGACCGCCUAUCAGAUCGGCCAGAGAGUCGGCUCAAACUUUGACGCCCACAAGCGCGUCUUCCUCGCCGGAGAUGCCGUGCAUACACAUUCUCCCAAGGCUGGUCAAGGUAUGAAUGUCUCUAUGCAAGACGCUUAUAACCUUGGGUGGAAAGUGGCCCUUGUUUCGAAAGGCAUCGCCAAACGGAGCAUCCUAGAUACCUAUGGAGGUGAAAGGCGCCGCGUAGCUCAAGAUCUUAUUGAUUUUGACCAUCGCUUCAGCAGGCUAUUUUCUGGGCGACCAGCUAAGGAUGUUAUGGAUGAAGAGGGAGUCAGUAUGGAAGAAUUCAAGGAUGCUUUUGAGAAAGGAAACAGGUUCGCAUCAGGCCUAAUGGUAAACUAUGGCCCAAGUGAGCUCGUCGCCAAAGCACCAGAGCCUUCGGAGAGAGGCCACCAAGGAGAUGUGGGCAGCUCAGCGGUAACGGGAUCAUCGGCCGACGCAUUCGCGAAGAAGCAAGCCUUGGCUCCCGGCCUUCCCAUCGGGAUGCGUUUCAACAGUUACAAAGUACUCAACCAGUCAGACGCCCGGCCAUGGCAUUUGCAAGAGAAGCUUAAGUCGAAUGGUCGAUUCCGUGUCGUCCUUUUUGCGGGUAAUAUCUCAAAUCUCGAUCAGGCAAAACGAGUUGAGAAAUUUUGCGAAGAUCUCGAUGCGCCAACAAGCUUUUAUCGCACCGCCAACCCCGCCGGAUCGUCGUUGGACACGGUGAUUGAGGUGCUGACGAUCCACUCAGCUAAGAGGACGGAGACAGAGUUGAUUCGGGACUUCCCCGAGGUCCUUCAUCCCUUCGAUCCACACACUGGAUGGGACUAUGAUAAGGUAUUCGUAGAUGAUGAAAGCUAUCACGAAGGGUUUGGAGAUGCCUAUACGAACUACGGUAUAGAUAAGGAGCGAGGUUGUGUUGUCGUGGCAAGGCCUGAUCAACACGUCGGUUGGAUUGGAGAACUCGAAGACUUCGAUGACUUGCAAAAGUAUUUUGAGGGCUGCCUCAUACUCAGCCCAAAGGUAUGAUUUAGACAACGUUUAUACCCAAAGAUCGUGUUUGAAAAGACGUACACACUAGCCGGACAAGACAAAGGAGUCAAAUUUGGAAUCUACAGAGCAGUGCAGAUAGAAAGUGAAAGCAUUCAUUCUGU
Molecule: messenger RNA, 2445 nt
Organism: Annulohypoxylon maeteangense
Lineage: Eukaryota; Fungi; Ascomycota; Sordariomycetes; Xylariales; Hypoxylaceae
Product: putative phenol 2-monooxygenase
Exons: 7
Coding region: 275-2320 (681 amino acids)
Molecular function (GO): FAD binding
Source: RefSeq, a predicted model, not a curated record